CAGACAGCUUCGAAUGAGAUACACAACUUGGUCGUCCCUGUAAACUCGUCCUUUAAACGUGUUCUGCUGCGUAGUAGGUUCGACUCGCCUUUUCCUGAUUGUUUUAAAUUAUUUACACUUUGCUACUGUUGCAAGAACAGCAUCAACUAAGCCGCGAUUUUGGGAAGUUGACGAGAUAAACGUGUCCUCAAGUGCACUUGCGGAGCGCGCAAAAUGGACAGCGAACACUGCAUUAGGACGGGAAUACUUACAGUGAGUGACAGAUGCUCCAGAGGUGAAGCCGAGGAUACUAGCGGAAGGAACCUGGAGGCAAUGGUCAAUGCAAAAACACUGAUAAAUGGAAAGGUUGUAGCUCGACAGUGUGUUCCAGAUGACAUUGAAGACAUCAAGAAGACACUGUUACAAUGGAGCGAUGUUGAGAAGAUUAACCUCAUCCUAACGACUGGUGGCACUGGUUUCUCUGCACGAGACGUUACACCCGAGGCUACAAGAGAAGUCAUAACGAAAGAAGCACCAGGCAUCGCGAUUGCUAUCAUCCAGAAGUCUCUGAACAUCACUCCAAUGGCAAUGCUUUCAAGGCUUGUAUGCGGCAUUCGAAACCAGUCUCUCAUAAUAAAUCUCCCAGGAAGCCGCAAAGGUGCACAGGAGUGCUUCGAAUUUGCUAGUCCUGCCAUCCCACACGCUGUUGAUCAACUUCAGGAGCGCAAAAUGAAGACAGACAAGCUUCACAGUUUGCUUUUUGUGCAUGGAUCUCCAUCUCCAGCCAUUGCUAGUCAUGGCUGCCACUGCACCACAGAGAGAUCCCAAAGCAGCACUGUUGCUUCUCGGCCAAGGCAGUCUCCCUAUCCACUGAUCUCUGUUGCCGAUGCUCAAGCCAUAAUACUGGAGCGAUGUUCUGCAAUUCGGUCAAAAGUGAUGUUCAUCACUUUAAAUUAUUUUACAGUGGCCCUGGGAAAAAUAUUAGCAGAGGAUGUGUAUGCCACAGACCCCUUGCCACCCUUUCCAGCAUCUAUCAAGGACGGAUAUGCUGUUAUCGCUUCAGAUGGUGACGGACCACGAGAGGUGGUAGAUGCUAUCCCAGCAGGCUCCAACCCUCUGCUCCGCGUCAAGCCCGGACAGUGUGCGAGAAUCAGCACAGGCGCCCCUGUACCAGAACCCUGCGAUGCAGUGGUACAAGUGGAAGACACUGAGCUCAUUCAAGCAUCAGAAGAUGGCUCUCACGAAUUGACAGUGAACAUAUUAGCUGCCCCUACAGCCGGACAGGACAUUCGCCCAGUGGGAUCGGACAUUCAAAGAGGACAGCGCAUCUUGACUCAAAGAAUGAAGCUAAGCGCUUCAGACUUGGGUUUGCUUGCCAGCAUUGGCGCAACCACAGUUAAAAUACACAAAGUGCCGCAAGUGGCCGUUCUCUCCACCGGAAAUGAGAUUGUGCGCCCCGAUGAUGAACUAAAACCAGGCCAAAUAAGGGACAGCAACAAGACAGCACUCAUCGCUUUGCUUCGGAAAAGUGGAUUUCCAGCCUUCGAUGCUGGAAUUGCACGUGACGAGUUUGAAGAUCUCGUGAAAAAACUCGAGAGGGCUUUCGAGGCAACAGAUGUGAUCGUGUCAUCGGGAGGUGUCUCUAUGGGAGAAAAGGACCUUCUCAAAGCAGUGCUGGUCAAGGAGUUCUCCGCCACGAUCCACUUUGGGCGAGUCCUCAUGAAGCCUGGGAAGCCGACAACGUUUGCGUCUCUCGUGUACGGCGACAGGCUCAAGGUAGUCUUUGGCCUUCCGGGCAAUCCAGUGUCGGCAGCUGUCACAUGCCAGCUCUUUGUCUUGCCCGGGCUCAGAAAAAUGUCCGGACAUACCACAGUUCAUCCGACAUCCAUCAGAGCAAAGCUUGCAGACGACACGACCCUGGACCCUAGACCAGAGUACCACAGGGCAGUGCUGUCCUGGUCUGAAGAUUGUACACUACCAGUUGCCAAGAGCACUGGAAAUCAAAUUAGCAGCCGGCUGCUCAGCUUACAGGGAGCCAAUGCCCUUCUAGUGCUGCCCCCAGCAACGGCCGAGACAAAAUCUCUUCCAGCAGGGACGGUUGUCACUGCACUUGUGACUGACACGAUUUAGAAAGUACUGGAGCUGCACUGUCACGUAUGUGAUUGCUACUACCACUGCUCACCAAAAACAUGCAUUUAAAUAUAAAUAUUCUUUUUUUACAUUGUUCACAUUGCAAUAAAGUUGAGUGCAAAGACAUUCUCCUA
This is a messenger RNA of Rhipicephalus microplus (southern cattle tick), 2243 nucleotides long. RefSeq names its product Molybdenum cofactor synthesis protein cinnamon (gene cin). The record is from RefSeq and is a predicted model, not a curated record. Gene Ontology annotation, biological process: establishment of synaptic specificity at neuromuscular junction; postsynaptic neurotransmitter receptor diffusion trapping; Mo-molybdopterin cofactor biosynthetic process. NCBI's taxonomy places the organism in Eukaryota, Metazoa, Arthropoda, Arachnida, Ixodida, Ixodidae. Gene Ontology annotation, molecular function: molybdopterin molybdotransferase activity. Gene Ontology annotation, cellular component: postsynaptic specialization; cytosol; cytoplasm.